Messenger RNA from Sinocyclocheilus rhinocerous, 4535 nucleotides. Its product is annotated as ATPase family AAA domain-containing protein 5-like. The record is from RefSeq and is a predicted model, not a curated record. Bases 1 to 3972 code for a protein of 1323 amino acids. The transcript is spliced from 21 exons. NCBI's taxonomy places the organism in Eukaryota, Metazoa, Chordata, Actinopteri, Cypriniformes, Cyprinidae. Gene Ontology annotation, cellular component: nucleus. Gene Ontology annotation, molecular function: ATP binding; DNA clamp unloader activity; DNA binding.
AUGAUAUUUGGCGCCAUUUGUCGAAAACAAUCCAACUACGCUAAAACCGGCCAAAACCUACAGCAGUUUAUGAGUGCUUUUAAGCAGCCUAGUCUUGAUGGUUUUAAAAGCAAAACCAACAAGGGUCAGAGCAAGCAGAACCAGGUUCAAGAGAAAGUCUCGGAGGCAGCAGACAAUCAACAUGAAAAAUCUCUUGAGAACAAAACUGAAGAAAAAUCUCUUGAGAGCAAAACUGAAGUCACCAGCUCGGAGCAGCAUGAAGAGCAGAAGAGCUGUCCAGGUGACAAAAAGAAGCGAGUUAGGAAAUCUGGGAAGAAGGGGCACGCUAAGAAAGCUGAAGAUGCACAAGCUGCAACUCCGAAACCUGAAGAACCUCCAACAGAUGUCGACAAAGACAGUAGCCCAGCUGAUGAUGACAACAGUGAAAAGGCUGUCAGAGAGCUGAGGAGGUCGACCAGAGAGCUUUCACGUAGACAGUCAGCCGCUGUGCUUAAUACCGCACCACAGAAGAAAGAGAGGCAAGAGGACACAAAGAAAGAUGAUGAGAACCAAAAUACACCCUCUCCCUCUCUGGCCUCUACCCCAAAAGCUCAAAGACCCAAAAGAGGCAUGUAUAGAUCUGAAAUGCUCUGCCCACCAGACAUGAAAGGCAGCCCUAUCAGAAUGAGAAUCACCAGGGUAUUUCCAUCCUCUGCUACAAAAGCUGGUGAUUUUGAAAUAUCAAGUCCUCUCUCAACACAGGAAUUAAAUGCAGUUAAAAAGAUAAAACAAGCUAGAAAGCUGGUGCAGAAAGCCAAAACUCUUCAGCAAAGUAAAAAGGACACUAAUAAAGAUAAAGACACUGUACGAUGCUCUACAAGAAGCAAAGAGUCCAUCAUAAAUUACUGUGAAGAUAAGGAUUCUGUAGUGUUUUUGGAGGAAAGCAAAAGCACUCCAGUCACCUCACAGGAAAAUGACAAAAGCCAGAAGAAGCUUCGUAGUUUGAAUGAAGUUUUGGGUAAAAAUACAUCUCAAAAUAAAACAUCUAAGACGUAUCCUGCAGCUUCUAAAGUGGCUCCUCUGUUCGGUGAGAAAAAAGCUCAGAGACCGUCGGCUGUCAUUUCCAUUUUUGACGACAGCAGUCGAGAGGCAUCAGAGAACUCGCAAGAUGAUGAACAGUUCAGAGCAAAGAGAGAGUUUCUGAAGAGUGGCCUUCCAGAGUCCUUCAAAAAGCAGAUCGCAAAGACAGCAGCCAGCCGAGAAGCUUACAGUCAGGCCUGUGCUUCCUUCCAGACAGUGGUUCAUGUCCAGCAGAGGGCUGCAGAUUGUUCUGUUUGGAAUCUCCAGUGGCCCACAAAUCCCUUCCUGAGUUGUUUGAAGGAGUCCUAUAAUUUACCGUCUGUACCUCUGAUGUCUUUGGACAAGUCUUUAGGUUGUGCUACAGUUCCUGCGAAAAGAGCUGGUUGCCAUCAGAUGUCCUGUUGUCGAAGAUCUGAGUUUUCUGAGCCAAUCAGGCUGCAUCUUUUGGAGGAGAUGAGAAUCUCCAAUCCCUCCUUCCCUCAUCAAUGCUUUUUUACACGGUUUGUUAAGUCGUAUGGAGUGAAAGAGGAUAUGCUUUGGACAGAGAAGUAUCUACCGCAGCACUCCAGUGAAGUAAUCGGGAAUAUGGAGUCUGUCCGGAGGCUACACAGCUGGCUGAAAGAGUGGAAAUUGAGAGCUGACCGGGAAGAGAAGAGGAAACAGCAGGAAAAUAAGCAAGAGGAGGACAGUAAUGACUCCUGGCUCAUAGGUGAAGGCCUGGAUGAGACAGAAGAUAAUUUGUGUAACACACUUCUUAUCACUGGACCCACUGGAGUGGGCAAGACUGCUGCAGUCUAUGCCUGUGCACAAGAACUUGGAUUCAAGGUAUUUGAGGUGAACUCCUCGUCUCAAAGGAGUGGUCGUCAGAUCUUAUCCCAGCUGAAGGAAGCCACUCAGUCCCACCAGGUGGACAUCCAGGGUGUCAACGCUCAAAAACCAUCCUACUUCAGCAAUUAUAGCAACAACAGCACCACCACCAAACCUGGCAACUCUCCCAGGAAGUUGAAUUCCCCCAGAAGGGUUGUAUCAUCGCCCAGGAAGCCUCCUCAGUCCCCUCGAAGUGCUUCAUCCAGAAGAGGAGGCUUGGCUCCGACAUCUUUGGCCAAUUUCUUCAAAGCGGGUGGAAGACCCACGGGCAAAGAAGCAAACAGUCAAGACAAGAAAACACAACCUGUCUUAAAAGCAUGUUCGAAAAAGUCUGCCAAAGCAAAAGAGGCUGACAGCAAAGAGUGCCCCGGGGAAACAUCAGCAGGCACCAAGAUCUCCACUGAAGACCAGGACAAGAGGGCUGCCACAUCUCUUAUCUUAUUUGAGGAGGUGGAUAUCAUUUUUGAUGAUGACGCUGGAUUUCUGGCUGCAAUAAAACACUUCAUGACUACAACCAAGAGACCAGUUAUUCUAACAACCAGCGAUCCAAUCUUUGGUGCUUCGUUUGAUGGAUACUUUGAGGAAAUCCAUUUCAAAUCUCCUUCAGUGGUGGAUGUGUCCAGUUACCUCCAGCUGCUGUGUCUAGCAGAAAACAUGAGAACAGACACUAAGGAUCUGUCCUGUCUGCUGGACUGGAACAGGUGUGAUAUUCGUCAAAGCCUCCUGCACUUGCAGUUUUGGGCCUGCAGUGGUGGUGGACAGCAGGUGCAUCGGCCUUUGCCUUCCUCAGAGCUCAAAGGGGACGUCAAGAGUGACAUUCACCAUCAGUCUGUCAAAGCUCAGGAUGUAAAUGAGGAUAAAAUACCACCCUGCCACACUGCAUGCACAGAAAGUUUGCUGGGGAUCCGAAAUAUGCAAACAGAAAAUAUUGCAGAUUUGCUGCUAAAGCAUGAGUCUUCAGUAAUAGACAGCGUUAGGUGCUGGGAUCUUCUCUCAGAGGUCCAUAGAAGGGGAGUGAAUCUUCUCUACUCGAAUAUGGAGAGUCUGCUUCCUCUGCCAACUCGUCUUUUACCACAGUCCACACUCAAAUCACAACCAACACCAAACCCACAGUCCCAUCCUGAGCAAGUACCUCAGACUGUGAGGUUGGAAGUUUUGGAAGAACCCUCUGAUGAUGGUAGUCCCCUUAAAUUGUCCUCUAGAAUGAGGGGGCGGAAAAAGAUGGGCAUUGGCAAUAAAGACGUUUUCCAGUCUGAUUCAGAGUCGGAGGACGACUUACUCUCACUAACAAAAACCAGCCAAGAUCCUGCUCAAAGCACUAAUGUAGAUCCAGCCAAUGUGUCUGUGAAUGUGUCCAAAGCUGCGCCGGUAAAACCAAGGCGUGUUGUGUUAUCCGAAGCUGAAAGGAAGAAGAGCAAACCAGUGAUGCAGUGCCUAAGCAGUUUAGCAGAGUAUAUGGACCACAUGUCCUUCCUAGACUCCUCACUGCGCUACCAGCCGCUGCAAACGGAGGGUUCCUGCAGAACACAAGUCUUUGGCUGGACUGGUGCAGAGGUCAAGAGUGGGAUGACCGAUGACAUUCGGUUAGAGUGUGUCAGCCGAGUAAAUGGUGUUAAUGUCGAUGAAAUCCAUGCUGCAUUGGGGCACUUGAGUUUUAGGAAGUGCAAGGCUGUAGUCUCCGAAGCCUGGGACAGAGCACAGCAACUGGAGGAGGAGAUCAGAAGAGAGGCAGAGGAGGAGCUCACCCUCCCUGUGGCUCCACACAAAGAUGGGUUCAGCCUUACCCAAACUACACCUUGUGACCCAAGGGUGAUGGAGAGGAGAAGUGAGGUGAUGAAGUCGGUGCUCUCCUCCAGAUCAGCUGGAACUCUUGGAAACCAGGCAGCAGCGGCUCUGGACUACCUCCCCUCUCUACGUACCAUUUGUAGGUCAGAGAAACUGAAGGAGCAGGGAAAGAUCAAACGCAGGUUCUUGCACUAUUUGGACGGUAUACACUUCACUCUUCCUAAAAGCACAGUGGAGUUCCUGGCUUCUGAGUUCCCUUAAAUUACACGCAUCUUUAGGCAGCCGCUUAUUGCAUUUGUACAGUAAUAUAUACUCAGAAGGAGUGUGGUUUUAUGUUAUGUGGACAGCACAUAUUUGUAGUUUUAAAUGUGCUGUUUCCCAUUAUCGUUUGUUUUGUACUGCCAUGCAUCUUCCAAAAUGUUUUAUCAAGUAAUAAAUUUGGAUUUGCUAUUUGCCAGCAAACAUGUUUUUCUCAAAAUAUGUAUGUAAUUUGCAAGAGCACUAGUGAAAAUGGUGCUAUUUGAAUUUUUGUACAGUUUGUGUAUGAUUUUUUCCCCCCCAAACGCAUGCAUUUAAUCACCUUUACAUGAUGUGAGAAGUCAGAACUUGCAUUGUUUUUAUAUGAAACCCAUGACUUAUGUGAGUCAUGACACGCACUUUUCACUUCCACAUCUUCUAAAUGGGAUGGUUUUAAUUCACUUUAAUCUGGGAAGAUAACUGUAUACCUGUAAAACCAGUAAAUGCAACAUUUUGUUCUGUAUGCAGUUUCAGUGUGACUGGAGUAUAUUUACUAGCUUGCAAAAAUAUGUGGCUUUGGCACCUGC